AUGAAAUUUAAUCGAAAAUUACAGAAAACAAUUAUAUUGAAACGAUCAUCUCAUCAUUCUCGAAAGAAAUUAUCAAAUCAUGAUCUAUCAAUUCAAACUCAUAAUAUAAAAAAUUUCAAAAAAAAAUUUCGUUUUUCUUUUAUAAAAAACUUUAUAUGGUAUAAGAAAAAACAUAUAUCAACUGCGAACUUACCAUUAAUAUCUUCCCUAUCAUCACCACGAAUUGAAGAACUUCAUAAUGAAUUUAUGAAUGUACUAAGAGAAAUGUGUAAUAAAUCAGAAAUACAAAAAUAUCAACAAAGAAAAUAUUCAAUUCUAAGUAAUUUAUUAAAUAUAAAUCAUUUUUCCAAAGAAAUUAUUCAAGAAUAUAAUCUAUAUCAUCAAACAGAAUCUCAUACACAUAACCGAUUAUUAAUUACACGAUCCGUUGAUAAUUUUACUACAAAAUCAAUCGAACAUUAUUUGUAUUCAUCGUUAAGUUCUGAACCUAUUCAUCAAUCAUUUUUAAAAAAUAUUAUAAAACGAACAAAUAAUUCAUUAAUAAAAAUACCUUUAGAAUCAACAGCUAAUAACCGAAAUUCACCAUUGAAUAUAUCUAUAAAAUCUGAAUCAUGUUUAAAAAAGCCUAAUUCUCUUACGCAUAGUAAAUUAUCACUAAAAUCAGCAUCAGAACAACAACAAGAAGCCGCAAUUAUUGAUAUUGAAUAUCCAUCAUUAAAUUCUAUUAAACCAUUAGAAAAAUCCUAUUCAUCUCCAUUACCGAUUAAAACAAAUCAUUUAUCAUUUAGUAAUAAUUAUAUUCAAAGUGCACAUAUUAUUAGUCAAUAUGAAAAUAAAAGUAAAAUAUCUUUAUAUUCUUCUAUAAAUGAAAUGGAAAAUGAUGAAUCUAUGGAAAGUAUUAGUUCCGAUGAAGAUAAUGUUAAACGUAGUUUACUUGAAUAUCAAGAAAAUGUACAUAUGAAAAAUUUACGACAUCGAUGGAGUUUAUUUGAUGUAUGGAGAAAAACUAUGACGAAAUUACCAUCGACUUUAAAUUGUAUUUGGCGAGAAAGAUUAUAUCAUACUGGGUCAAGAGAAUUUUGUGAGUUUUAA
Messenger RNA from Adineta steineri, 1092 nucleotides. The record is from the annotation of a GenBank genome assembly. NCBI's taxonomy places the organism in Eukaryota, Metazoa, Rotifera, Eurotatoria, Adinetida, Adinetidae.